AUGAGGAAGGUGGCGCCGAAGAGCGUCGCCUUGGUGGCCGGGUCGAGGCCGUGCGGGAAGGUGACGCCGAACGUGGAGGCGUCGGUGAACACCUCCUUGGUCAUGCCGCCCCACUGCUUGGUGAUGGUGCCCACCUGGCGGCUGCCGUCGGCCGACAUCACGGGGAAGUCGACGUCCGCGCAGCACUUGCAGACACAGCAGGGGCCGUGGAUCUGCAGGCGCACCUGGCCGUCGGGACCGCGCACGCUGAAGCUCGGCUUCAUCACCGACCACUCCUGCGUGACGGUGCCCAUCGGCAUACCUGGGACUGGCAUGCUACCCACGCUGAACCCGUACUACGAGGCCAACCCGCUGAGCCGUAUGAUCUCGGACGACCGGUUCAUCCUGCACACCCUGUCACGCUGGCACUUCGGCGCCGACGACACGGGCGACCUGAUGAACCCGGCCAACGCCGACCACCUGAUCGAGGUCACCGGCGCCGGGGUCAACCUGGUGACGGCCGACGGCAGCGUGGACUGUCAGGGCGAGCCGGCCGAGCAGGAGCGGAUAGUGGCCGGCCUGCACCACUGCGAGGUGUGGUGCGCCCUGCGUGCCCUCCAGCCCGGCGGCACGCUGGUCGUCAAGAUGUUCACGUUCUACGAGUCCGGCUCCGUGUGCCUGCUGUUCCUGCUCAGCUGCUGCUUCGCCGAGGUGAGCGUGGUCAAGCCGUCGUGCAGCAAGUCGGGCAACUCGGAGGUGUACGUGGUGUGCCGACGGCUGGCGGCGGGCCCGCUCAGCGGCGGCCACCUGGAGCGGUGGCGGCGGCGCUACGGGGCCGACGGCCGCCAGCCGCUCUUCGCCCGACACCACGUGCCCGACACGUUCAUCCAACAGCUUGUGCAGUGCGCCAGGCUGUUCAAGACGUCACAGGAGGCGGAGAUCGCUCGGAACCUGCAGCUGCACGAGCGGGCGGAUGGCGCCGCCUGGCGCGAGGUGGACGCCGUCAGAGAGGCGGUCGCCGCCCAGUUCCUGCAGCGCUGCCGCCUGGCGCCCAUAGAUAAGACGCUGAAGCUGAGCCACCCGGUCGAUCCCCGGCUCUACACGUCGUUCCAGGUGGAGAACAAGGCCGGCACCGGCACCUACGAGCAGCGCACCGGGCCGCGUUCGGACCGGGACCGGCUGGCGGCGGCCGCCGUGCUGACGCCGCGCACGCUGUCGCUGUUGCCGGUCACAGAGCUGUGUCUGCGGCCGGGCGUGGAGCAGCUGGUGGCCUACAAUGACAGGCUGCUGCGGCUGAUCACGACUCCCGAGACGCCGUGA
Messenger RNA from Pollicipes pollicipes, 1299 nucleotides. Its product is annotated as cap-specific mRNA (nucleoside-2'-O-)-methyltransferase 2. The record is from RefSeq and is a predicted model, not a curated record. Gene Ontology annotation, cellular component: cytoplasm; nucleus. Gene Ontology annotation, molecular function: methyltransferase cap1 activity. The transcript is spliced from 8 exons. Bases 1 to 1299 code for a protein of 432 amino acids. Gene Ontology annotation, biological process: methylation; 7-methylguanosine mRNA capping. NCBI's taxonomy places the organism in Eukaryota, Metazoa, Arthropoda, Thecostraca, Pollicipedomorpha, Pollicipedidae.